AUGGCUGAAGCCAUCCCUCAAACUAAUCCAGUUUUGCGCAACCCACACAACCACAGCGACAAAGCAGAGAGAAAGUUCUUGCGUCAAACCUACAAACUCCACCAAAAGGCAGAGGCACAUGCGCCUCAAUCACACCAGCAAGAACAUGAGAAGAAAGAUAAGCAGCCAGCUGGGGGCUUUGACGCCACUUCCAUCCCUUCGCAAAUACCAGGUUACACCGUGAGAAUUACUUUUCAUCGAGCCCACAACCUUCCAUUUGCCGACUUCACUUCGCUCUCCUCAGAUCCAUACCUUGUCGCAGUUCUGAAAACAGACCUGCCAAAAAGGCAUAAACAAGAUCCCGACCUCGUCUUCCGUACACCCACAAUAAGACGGAACACCAAUCCAAAGUGGAACUCUGUCUGGAAAGUUGCACAUGUGCCGGCCUCUGGCUUUACCAUGAAGAUUCGCUUGUUUGAUGAGGACCCUGCCGACCAUGAUGAUCGAUUGGGGAAUGUCCACGUACAUAUCAAAGGUAUUAGCGAAGGAUGGGGUGGCCUAGCGGAGCAAAGCUACACCAUCAAGAAACGGAUGGCCAGCAAGAGAGCGUAUCUCUUCCGUGGAUGCGCGGCCCUUAUCUCCAGCAAUGUGAAGAUGAAUGGCGAUUUGAUAGUCAGCGUCGAAUGUCUGGGUAGAUCCGAGGGUGAUGGAGGACGAGUAUAUACCCUGGGACCCCUACCAUGGACGCGGCACUAUUCACCGCUGAUAGGCCGGCUGACAGGUACAAAGGAUAGAAGUGAGACCGAAGACGGCAAGAAAAUGCCAGAGAGGUACAACUUCCAGGCCAUACAGAUGCAACUUGCCGGCCCUGUACCUGCGGACUUGUAUCACCGCUAUGUCGAGUUCAAGCCCUUCAUUGCCGGCAUGUUCAAUUCCCGCUCCAUAACAGGACGAGUUCUUAACCAUGCGUUACAUCACCAGCAUAGUCGCAUCUACAACUUCGACCGCUCAACUCAGUAUGGAUGCUUCCAGGAGCCAUGCAUAGACAUGACAAAGCAGUUCCUCAAUUUCGUGCAUUACGAUCACGGUGGCAGGAUAUUUACGUACGUACUAACUCUUGACGCACAAUGGCGCUUCACAGAAACGGGAAAGGAGUUUGGGAUCGACAUGUUGUCCAAGCAUACCAUGCAUAGCGAUGUGAGUAUCUACAUCGCCUUCAGCGGAGAAUUCUUUAUCCGCCGUAUCAAGAAGUCGCGGCGACCGAUAGUGAAGCGAGCUAGUCCAGGAGGAAGCAGUAGUAGAAGCGAAGGCGGCGCUGAUAGUCAGGAUCCAGAAUCGAAUGCGCUACCACCCGAAGCAGAAAGCGAUGCAGAUGACGACUCGAAACCUGAUCCUAAUGGCACGGACUCUUCCACGGAUCCAGCGAGCUACGAACUUUUUAUCGAUAAUGACAGUGGGACCUACCGGCCUAGUGCGAAAUGCCUGCCAAAUUUUCGGGACUAUAUGCGCCACUCAUUGCCAGGUUUGAGAGUCGUAACGCUGGAUUGUCAGGCAGACGCUGAGAAGUUGAAGAGACUAAAGCAGGAACAAGUGGAGAGAAAGAGGAAGAUGAAGGGCAGUGUGCAGUACCUGCAGCGGACGAGUGACAGCAGUAGCAUCAGUUCGAGCGAUGAGGAGGACCUGGAUGAGCUCGAAAGAAGGAAUAGGGACGACGAAGAUGAGAAGCAUGGCAAAGGGCGAAAGAUGAAAGAGAGGGUCAAGACGGCAACAGUAGGGGUCAAGACUGUAUUGGCUGGUGCUGCUCGUGGUGGUGGCAUCGAAGAAAAUGAAAAAAGUGGGGAGGGGUGUGGAGGUAGCGGUGGUAUUGUGGGCGAGGAUGGGCCGGUACGAAUGCGAGAGGAGAAGGAGAAGCUCAAAGCCGAGAACACAGCACAAAGAUAG
Endocarpon pusillum Z07020 is the source of this 1920-nucleotide messenger RNA. RefSeq lists its product as uncharacterized. The record is from RefSeq and is a predicted model, not a curated record. Gene Ontology annotation, biological process: positive regulation of gene expression. NCBI's taxonomy places the organism in Eukaryota, Fungi, Ascomycota, Eurotiomycetes, Verrucariales, Verrucariaceae. The transcript has a single exon. The coding region runs from base 1 to 1920 and encodes 639 amino acids.